Molecule: messenger RNA, 1257 nt
Organism: Closterium sp. Naga37s-1
Lineage: Eukaryota; Viridiplantae; Streptophyta; Zygnematophyceae; Desmidiales; Closteriaceae
Source: the annotation of a GenBank genome assembly
AUGCUUUUAUGCCGGAAUCGAGAGGAAUCCGAGGACCGAGGUAGGGAAUGUGGCUCGAAUGCGAGUGUGAAGCAAGGAGAUAUUGUGCAAGAUGAGAAAUUAGAGCGUUGUCGACUCCGCUUCCCCCGUCCGUCCAUAUCUCGCAUCCACCGUCCGUCGCCACAGCUUCCCCCAUCCGUCGCACCAGCUUCCCCCGCCCAUCGCCCUCGCUUCCCCCGCCCAUCGCCCUCGCUUUCCCCUCCCGUCGCCCUCGCUUUCCCCUCCCGUCGCCCUCGCUUCCCCCUCCCGUCGCCCUUGCUUCCCCCUCCCGUCGCCCUCGCUUCCCCCUCCCGUCGACCUCCCAUCCCCCUCCCGUCCCCCUCCCGUCCCCCUCCCGUCCCCCGCCAAUCGCCCUCCCGUCCCCCUCCCAUCGCCCUCCCGUCGCCCUCCCAUCCCCCUCCCAUCCCCCUCCCAUCCCCCUCCCAUCCCCCUCCCAUCCCCCUCUCAUCCCCCUCUCAUCCUCCUCCCAUCCCCCUCCCAUCCGCCUCCCAUCCCCCUCCCAUCCCCCUCCCAUCCCCCUCCCAUCUCCCUCCCAUCCCCCUUCCAUCCCCCUCCCAUCGCCCUCCCAUCCCCCUCCCGCCGCCCUCCCAUCCCCCUCCCCUCCCCCCUCCCAACCCCCUCCCACCCCCCUCUCAUCCCCCUCCCAUCCCCCUCCCAUCCCCCUCCCAUCCCCCUCCCAUCCCCCUCCCAUCCCCCUCCCAUCCUCCUCCCAUCCCCCUCCCAUCCUCCUCCCAUCCCCCUUCCAUCCCCCUCCCAUCGCCCUCCCAUCCCCCUCCCGCCGCCCUCCCAUCCCCCUCCCAUCCCCCUCCCAACCCCCUCCCACCCCCCUCUCAUCCCCCUCCCAUCCCCCUCCCAUCCCCCUCCCAUCCCCCUCCCAUCCCCCUCCCAUCCCCCUCCCAUCCCCCUCCCGCCCCCCUCCCAUCCCCCUCCCACCCCCCUCUCAUCCCCCUCCCAUCCCCCUUCCAUCUCCCUCCCAUCGCCCUCCCAUCCCCCUCCCAUCCCCCUCCCAUCGCUCUCCCAUCCCCCUCCCAUUCAUUCUGCUCAUCUUUCCGUCCUUAUUUUCCUGGGUCAAUCUGUUUCCCCUGCUCAUUCUCUCCCGCUCACUGUGUUUCUCCUGCCCAUACUCUCCCCAACUACUCGCUCUGUUCCUCUCUGCUCACUCUCUUUCCCCCUGUCCCAGGCCACCAACACCACAGGCCAAGGUUGCAUGCAGUGUAG